UGAUUACAAUAGCUUUUGUGAUUACAACAGCACUGGACUGAAUGUACAUGCAUAAAUUAUGAUUGUUAUAGAUGAGCAACUGCUGGUGGCUAGGUGGUUUCAAGAUGAAUUCAUUUAUUUGAACAAUCAGAGUACUUCAACCUUGUUUCCAGAUGGUGUUCCACCAGAUGGUACUCCUAUUAGGAUAGUCUCUACAUUUCAUCUCUCAUUGGUUGUCAUUUUUUAUGCAAUCAGUUUUGCUGGCCUUGUAUUUUGCGUUGUCUGUCUUAUAUUCACCUUUUAUUUUAGAAAUAAGAAAUUAAUCAAGCUUAUUAGUGCUAAUCUUAAUUAUUUCAUAAUUGCUGGCACUUCAAUGGUCUUUCUCUCAAUAUUUGUACGAAUAUUUCCUUUUGAUACCAGCAAUGAAAAAACAUUCAAGAAAACUCGGCUCCUAUUUUGCUAUAUUUCACUGUACCCUUGA
Messenger RNA from Amphimedon queenslandica, 460 nucleotides. RefSeq lists its product as uncharacterized. Gene Ontology annotation, biological process: gamma-aminobutyric acid signaling pathway; G protein-coupled receptor signaling pathway. The record is from RefSeq and is a predicted model, not a curated record. Bases 59 to 460 code for a protein of 133 amino acids. Lineage: Eukaryota; Metazoa; Porifera; Demospongiae; Haplosclerida; Niphatidae. The transcript has 4 exons. Gene Ontology annotation, molecular function: G protein-coupled GABA receptor activity. Gene Ontology annotation, cellular component: membrane; G protein-coupled receptor heterodimeric complex.